CUCAAAAGAUCUGGAUAGUUGUGACCUGCAUCGAUAUUAGGGAGGCCUCCAUAUUACUUAGACCGUUUACACUGAUUAAAUCAGUCCUGCUGUCUACUGUACCGUGAGGGACUGAAGGCCAGCCAGCCAGCCAGCUAGCUAGCUAGCUGAGUAACUGACCUAGUUCAUAACAGCAAGCCUUAACUGUUACAUCACUUUGGGUCGUGUCCCACCUGGGAAACAGCGGCCUAAAGGAAAGUACGCUUCCCACUUUAUGCAAUAGGCAGUGUGACAUUAGCAUGGCACACUGACCCGUCAAAGUAAAACAAGAGAGUUAAAGCUGCAGUGACUUAGCACAUUUGUUUACCCGUAAAGGCUGUCAAGACGUGACUGGUUUCAUCGUGCCCUGAUUUUGAGCCAAAAGAAGAGUCAUGUCCUGUCCUUGUACUUCGGCUGCCAGGUUGUUCUUAAACACUGCUCACAGAGGAUUGUCCUGCUCCCGGAUCCAGUUGUUUUCUCUGAGUCGUCAGGGAUCUCGGGAAACUCAUGUACCUACCCGGGUACGGGUGAGGUCGUUUUCAGAGACUGCUGUCUGCUAUGCCUCUAAAGAUGGGACAACAAAGGACAGUGGAAGUGAUGGUGGAAAGAAAAGCAUCAGUGAAGCGAAGAGACAGUCUGGCUCUGGAGGAUCAGGCAAGGGGGGAAGCCAGCUACGCUGCCCUAAAUGUGGAGAUCCCUGCACACAUGUAGAGACCUUUGUAUCAUCAACACGAUUUGUCAAAUGUGAGAAAUGCCAUCACUUUUUCGUGGUUCUGUCUGAAGCGGACUCUAAGAAGGGGCUAAACAAAGAGCCAGAAUCUGCUGCGGAGGCUGUGAAACUGGCCUUUGCACAGAAACCUCCCCCUCCCCCUAAGAAGAUAUAUGCUUACCUUGACAAGUUCGUUGUUGGCCAGUCCUACGCAAAAAAGGUGUUAGCGGUUGCAGUGUACAAUCACUACAAGCGCAUUUACAACAACAUCCCUGCUGGGAGUCGACAGCAGGUGGAGGCAGAGAAACAGCCCUCUCUAACUCCUCGUGAGCUAGAGAUGAGAAGACGAGAGGAUGAGUACAGAUUCACAAAACUGCUGCAGAUUGCAGGCAUCAGUCCUCAUGGAAAUGCUCUGGGAGCGUCCAUGCAGCAACAGGCAAGUCAGCAGGCGCCUCAAGAGAAGAGGGGCGGGGAGGUCCUGGACUCCACUCACACUGAGAUUAAACUGGAAAAGAGCAACAUCAUACUUCUAGGUCCCACUGGCUCAGGAAAAACAUUGUUGGCGCAGACACUGGCUCGUUGUCUGGAUGUUCCUUUUGCAAUUUGCGAUUGCACCACACUAACUCAAGCUGGAUACGUGGGAGAAGACAUCGAGUCAGUUAUUGCCAAACUGCUGCAAGAUGCCAACUACUCAGUGGAGAAAGCGCAACAAGGUAUUGUAUUUCUGGAUGAGGUUGAUAAGAUUGGCAGUGUGCCUGGAAUCCAUCAGCUGAGAGAUGUAGGAGGAGAGGGAGUCCAGCAGGGGUUGCUAAAACUCCUGGAGGGCACAGUCGUCAAUGUUCCUGAGAAAAACUCCAGGAAACUGAGAGGAGAAACGGUGCAGGUAGACACAACAAACAUCCUGUUUGUUGCAUCCGGUGCCUUCAACGGACUCGACAGAAUCAUUAGCAGAAGAAAGAAUGAAAAGUAUUUGGGUUUUGGAACUCCCUCCAACCUGGGAAAGGGGCGGCGGGCAGCGGCUGCCGCAGACUUGGCCAACACCAGCGGUGAGACAGACACUGUGGCAGAGAUAGAGGAGAAGGACAGGCUGCUGAAGCAUGUCGAGGCCAGGGACCUGAUCGAGUUUGGAAUGAUCCCAGAGUUUGUUGGCCGUCUUCCUGUGGUCGUUCCUCUGCACAGCCUGGAUGAAGAAACGUUAGUCCGUAUAUUGACUGAACCCCGCAACGCUGUGGUUCCCCAGUACCAGGCUCUGUUCAGCAUGGAUAAAUGUGAACUCAAUGUGAAUCAAGAUGCUUUGAAGGCCAUAGCCAGGAUGGCUUUGGAGAGAAAAACUGGUGCUCGUGGGCUCAGAUCCAUUAUGGAAAAGCUCCUUCUAGAGCCCAUGUUUGAGGUGCCGCACUCUGACAUCAUGGCUGUUGAGCUGGACAAAGAUGUUGUCCAAGGAAAAUCGCAACCCAGAUAUAUCCGAGCGCCAACCAAGGAGUCAGCAGAGGAGGAAUACGACUCGGGCAUCGAGGAGGAGAACUGGCCUCGGCAGGCAGACGCUGCUAAAAACUGAACCUCAUGUCACUCAUUUCACCUAAAGACAGUCUCUAAAAUCAUUAGAUUACUAUGAACCUUUGGAUACCAACUCUGGGUUCUAUUAUAGCCCCUGGCAAACAAGCUCUGCACGUUGUAUUAGAGGAAUUGAAGUCUGCUGGUUCUCACUGAGUGCUUUCAUGAUGAACAAGUUAAGAGACAACCUUCAGUCCCAUGCAUCAGAUAUUAACUCUAGUGGUGCAUUUGCAGGGUGGACAUAUAAAAUAUUUCAAUCUCUGGGGGUUGUUCACAUUUUAUCUAUAUAAAGAUAAUGCAAUUUUAUUCAUGAAAGGAUUUGUAGCUAGUUAAUUUGUUUUCUUUUUGUGGUGAUGGGCUGUCAUGGCAAGGGAAGCAAAUAAAAAUGAUGGGAUCAUACUGUACAUGUGGGGUGCUGAGAAAGUGAUGUUACCAUGUCAAGCCUUAUAUCAUAAGGGCAUAAUAUUCCAUGAGAACAUCAGUAUUUUGAUGUUUUUACCACCAUUGUAAUAAUGGUGUUCAUAGUAACAAUGGGCUGUAAAUGUUGAGCUACACUGCUUAGGUAGCAUUUGUAAGCAGUCUGAAUGACAUGACCUCUAAUUAGGAAACACAUUUUGGCGUGUAACGCACCAGCACACUUAACAGAGCAGGUGACAAAUAAUGGUGACCUUUUUAAACAGCCAGAAUGGUUAUUUUUCAGUGUUUUGCUUCCUCUUUUAGCCCACUCUUUAGGGAAUGUAUAUGUGUUUAUUUACAGACCUCUGUAUCACAGGACUGUCUCGUGAAGCAGGAUUAGAAGGAUAGCCAGGUAGCUUUGAAGUGUUAAUAAAAUAAUCUGAUGUUUUGUUUUGGAGUAGCUGUCGUCCAAUAUAUACAUGAAAUCUUAUCAUAUCCUAAUCAAAUUCAAGCUUCAUUGUCCAGAUUUAAAUCAUUACCAGAUAAUCUCUCUCUGUUGGCUGGAUGCCGUUCUAAACCUGCUUUGUCAGACAUCCAUCAGGACAACACAGGUACUUUCUUUGUGUGUGCCCCAUUGUUGGAAACUCUCCUCACAUUUUAGUGAUUUAAUAUCCAGUUACUAAAUGGUUCUUUAAUACACCUGUCUGUAAUCAAGCCUCCACCUAAAUGCUCUUUGACUGAACCACGCUGCUGUACUCUUUAAAAUGCUGUUUGUGCUAUAAAAUGAGAUUAAACUAGAUCUGUUCUC
Molecule: messenger RNA, 3485 nt
Organism: Micropterus dolomieu (smallmouth bass)
Lineage: Eukaryota; Metazoa; Chordata; Actinopteri; Centrarchiformes; Centrarchidae
Gene: clpxb
Product: caseinolytic mitochondrial matrix peptidase chaperone subunit Xb
Exons: 15
Coding region: 411-2285 (624 amino acids)
Biological process (GO): protein catabolic process; proteolysis; protein folding
Cellular component (GO): mitochondrial matrix
Molecular function (GO): ATP binding; ATP hydrolysis activity; protein dimerization activity
Source: RefSeq, a predicted model, not a curated record